Molecule: messenger RNA, 735 nt
Organism: Oppiella nova
Lineage: Eukaryota; Metazoa; Arthropoda; Arachnida; Sarcoptiformes; Oppiidae
Source: the annotation of a GenBank genome assembly
AUGUCGUCCAAACCGAGAAUAUUGCGCUCAAACAUACCGAUGCUCGAUGUACAGGAGCCCACUGUCGGUGAAUACAUAGAUGCGGUAACCGAUGAGCACUUGACUAUCGGUGCCCUAAAACGGCUGUCCCAUAGCAUAGCUGUGGCCCUAAUUAACAGAGGGAUCACCACAACUGAUCGACUCGUAUACUCGGGUGAAAACUCUAUAGAACACACUGUCCUACGAUUUGUAGCCAUGUUUCUGGGUCUACCCAUAUGUCCGUUAAGUCCCACAUUCGAGGCCUACGAAGUGGAACAGGAGGUCACUUCCAUGUCGGCCACUGUAGCCAUAACCUCAACCCAAGACUUAGCGAAAUUCAAACGUGUCUUACAGUCGGCCAACAAUACGAUAAAACUUGUGGUUAUAUUCAACACAACACGUGAUACACACGUGAAUGAACAGCACGUAACGUAUGAACAACUCGUGGAUGAGGGCAGGGAUCAGACGCUGAAGACUAUCCCGUACUUUAUGGUUGACCCUAAUGUGGACCCAUACCUUCUGAUACACACAUCCGGCAGCACCGGUAGACCAAAUGAGCGUGGUCACUUUCUUGAUCCCGGUGCUGGUGUCAGUGACCACGUGGUAGCCAUGCCCUACCCUAUGGGACAUAUUAGCGGGUCGUCCAUUUUGCCUCUACAGCUAUGUCUGGGCGUAAAACUAAUCAUUUAUAGUGACUUCACGGUUGACCUACUGUUC